ACAAAACAAAAGGCAGCACUUUCCCUGAUUCAUGCCUGAAACUUUGGUUAUGGAAGUUACCAAUUUCUUAUUUUCAAUCCUCCUUAUUCUGCCUGUUUUUUAUCUCAUCCUCAAGCAUUUCAAAGACUCGAAAUGCCCACCAAUUCCACCAGGUCCAUUUUCAUGGCCAAUCCUUGGCAAUCUUCUACAAAUUGGCGACAAUCCUCUGGCAACACUCACAGAAUUUGGUCAAACAUAUGGACCUCUCUUCUCUAUAAAACUUGGCAGCCAAAGGGUGGUUGUGGCAUCAUCAUCGACUGCGGCCAUGGAAAUCUUGAAGACCCAAGAUCGCCUUCUGUCCGGCCGAUUUGUGCCCCAUGUGGCGCCAGCCAAGAGUCCAAAGCUUAACAACUUAUCACUUGGAUGGAGUUUUGAGUGCAAUGAGAGCUGGAAGUACCUGCGGACGGUAUGCAGAAUGCAACUUUUCGCGGGCAGAACAAUCGAAAAUCAAUCAUGUUUAAGAGAAGAAAGGGUGAUGAAAAUGGUGAAGUAUAUCGUUUCAAUGGAAGGAAAGCCUGUCAAAAUUAGAGAUAUAGCAUUUGCCAUGACUUUCAACAUGUUGGGUAAUAUACUGUUGUCAAGGGAUCUCAUAAACUUUGAGCAAGAAAGUGACGAUGGUGGGAUGAGUGGAGUAUUGAGGACAAUCAUGGAGGUGGCUAUUCAACCAAAUAUAUCUGAUUUUUAUCCAUUUUUAGGUCCAUUUGAUCUGCAAGGCCUAAGAAAGAAGUCCAUGGAAAUAUAUCAUAAGCUUUGUGCUAUUUUUGAGGCCAUAACCAAAGAAAGAAGAGAGAAGAAAAGUGGUGACAUUCCAAGCCAGCAAGAUUUUCUAGAUGCUCUCAUCAGCAUUGGCUCUUCCAAUGACCAGAUAAAUUUCUUGCUCAUAGAGUUAAUUACUGCCGGAACGGACACAAGCAGCUCCACUAUUGAGUGGACGCUAACAGAACUAAUAAAGAAUCCGAAAUGCAUGAAGAUUGUUAAAGCAGAACUCGCUAGAGAAAUUGUUGAUCAAGACAUGGUGAGAGAAUCCCAUCUACCAAAGUUACCAUAUCUUCAAGCCUGUGUUAAAGAGACCCUGCGAUUACACCCUCCCGCGCCAUUUCUUCUGCCUCAUCGAGCUGUCGAGUCAUGCCAAGUACUGAACUACACCAUUCCAAAGGACUCUCAACUCCUCGUGAAUGUUUGGGCCAUUGGAAGAGAUCCCAUGUACUGGAAAGAUCCAUUAACUUUCAAACCAGAGAGAUUUCUCGAAUCGAGCUUGGAUUUCAAAGGAAAUGACUUUGAAUUCUUGCCGUUCGGUGCAGGAAGAAGAAUCUGUCCUGGCCUGCCUAUGGCUGCAAAACAUGUUCCAUUGGUUGUUGCUUCCCUUAUUCAUUUUCUUGAUUGGUCUCUUCCAUAUGGAAAGGAUCCAUUGGACAUGAACAUGAGUGAAAAAUAUGGUAUAACUCUGAUAAAGGAAGAACCUCUCAUUCUCAUUCCUAAAGUUAAAUCGUGA
Messenger RNA from Morus notabilis, 1531 nucleotides. Its product is annotated as (S)-N-methylcoclaurine 3'-hydroxylase isozyme 1. The record is from RefSeq and is a predicted model, not a curated record. Gene Ontology annotation, molecular function: heme binding; monooxygenase activity; oxidoreductase activity, acting on paired donors, with incorporation or reduction of molecular oxygen. The coding region runs from base 32 to 1531 and encodes 499 amino acids. The transcript is spliced from 2 exons. Lineage: Eukaryota; Viridiplantae; Streptophyta; Magnoliopsida; Rosales; Moraceae.